This is a messenger RNA of Gongylonema pulchrum, 690 nucleotides long. The record is from the annotation of a GenBank genome assembly. Lineage: Eukaryota; Metazoa; Nematoda; Chromadorea; Rhabditida; Gongylonematidae.
GUGCAAAGUUUGCACGAGAACGAUGGUGGUGUAACGGUGCAGGCAAUGGGUCGCCAGCGAUGCCGCAUACUCACUCGGCGUUCUGCAGUAAACGGGAUGCCGUAUGGUGAAGUACGAGUGUUGGAAGAAGUAGAGUUACCUCCCAUUUCUCGUGCGUUGCAACCGAUAUCGUUUUCGCGUCUCUCAUCUUCAAAAAAUUUGCGCUAUUGUGCAGCGAUAACGUCACAUUCGUAUUUUGCGUUGAAAAUGUCCCUGACGGGUGCAACGGCGUUUAGCUAUUGGGUGGCUGCAAAUUUACCGAUUGACAUGGAAACGCGAUUGCGCUUGCUCACUGAACCGUGCACCGAUCGAAGACUGAUAGACAUAAUAAUAUGUAAAAACUGUGGCUCAACGCUGUGUAGGAUGGAGCAUAUGAUCACUGGUUAUGUGCACGAUUUGUUUACUGUCUCAGAGGUAACUUCAACGACAGCGCGUGGCCAACCUUCAGCCGAAUAUUCAUGGUUUCCUGGCUAUAAAUGGACAAUCCAUGAAUGUGCAAACUGCGGACAGCAUGUUGGCUGGCGAUUCACCAGUUCAAAGCUAUUGCCAGCCUCGUUUUUCGGAUUAACUCGAAGCGCAAUCCGCCCGGCCGACUCGCGACAUCCGGUCGCAUCAAAUGUUCAGCGCAUUGAACAGCUAGCUAUUGUAUAG